CCUCCUCCAAUCACGACACGUUCGGAGCCGACCGGAAGUCGGGCCGUAAUCCGCGCCGCGACCGUCGUAAACGCGCCGAUCGCCCCUAGCGACGGGCAACGCGGCGAAGAUGGCGGCGCUAGCGGCGGCGGAGGCCGCGGCGCCCCGAGGCCCCGCCGAGGCGGCGGAGGCGGCCGAGACGGCGGAGCUGAGCCGCGCCCUGAGCCGCCUGCUGCCCGGGCUGGAGGCCGACAGCAAGCUGGUUUUAGAGGUGCUCUUUGGGUUGCACGCCUGUUUCUGCGCCUGUCCUGGUGCCGGGCAUGCAAAGCGGUGCUUGGCAGACCUGAGCCUCAUGCCAUGCCUGCCACAGGGACUUCGGUGGGGGAGGAGGGAAGUCCUCCUGGGUGUCCAUGGACUGGGCCAGGGCGGAGGCACAGAGGGAGCAGCACUGGUAACUGGUGACCUUCCCUGUCCCACAGAUCACUUCCACAUGCAGUCGGAGUCUCUGAUCGGCCCCCUGAUGCAGACCAUCUCCCACCAGCACUGGAAGGUUCGGGUGGCCGUCAUCGAGGCCACAGGCACAGUGAUCCAGUUCGGCAGUGGGAAGUCAGUGGAUGACGUGCUUCCUCACUUCGCUCAGCGGCUCUUUGACGACGUCCCCCAGGUCCGACAGGCAGUGACGUGCGUGGUGGGGGGCUGGCUGCUGGAUCUGCGGGACCGGUACUCCUUCUUCCCCAAGCUGAUCCCACUGCUGCUCAGCAGCCUGGAGGACGAGAUGCCGGGCGUCGCGCACACGGCCGCCAGCCUCUGGGAGAAGGUCGGCCUACAGUGGCAACAGGAGAACGAGGAGGAUCUCAAAGACAAGCUGGACUUCGCCUCUCCGCCUCCCGCCCACCACCCCUCACCAGAGACCCGCCCAGGGUUGGGCUGCCGGGAGCUCAUCUUCAGAAACUUGUCCAAGAUUCUUCCUGCCAUCUGUCACGACAUCACCGACUGGGUGGUGGGGACCAGGGUGAAGUCGGCGCAGCUGCUGGUGGUGCUGCUGCGACACGCAGAGGACCACACCACACAGCACCUGGAGGUCGUGCUCAGAACCCUGCUCCACGCCUGUGCUGACGACGAGGGGGCUGUGGUCAGCAGCUGCGUCAGGUCCGCAGAGCUGAUCGGGGCGUUCGUCAGCCCGGACGUCUUUCUGAGGUUGAUGUGGCCCAUGCUGAAGAAGUCGCCCUCCGCCUCCGGCCUCCUGGUCCUCGCUUCUGUCAUCCGGGGUUGCCCUGGGGAAGCCCUCCAGCCACACCUGAAGGCCAUCGCCACGGAGCUGGCCCACACCCACAUCUGUCAAGGGGCUGAGAACCGCGAGUACGGGGAGAACUUGCUGCUCUGUGUGCGGGCUCUGGUGGCCGUGUGCCGCGAAGACUGCAGAGGGUCCAGCCUGCAGCUCAUGGAAGUGCUGGUGACCAUACUGGCGUUCGCGGGUGCCACAGGCCUCGGCGACGAGGUUCAGGAGACCAUGGCCGCACUGGCCGCGGUGAAUGGUGGUGACAGCCAGGACCUCUACCAAGAGCACGUGGGCCCUCUCCUGGAGUGGCUGGCCAGGUCCCACCAUGACUGGACUGUCCACUCUGCAGAGCUGCUGCAGUUUAACGUGCUGGUCACCCAGGCAGGCCCUGCCCUCGGAGCAGCGCUACCCUACCUCGUCCCCAUCCUCCGGAGCUGCCUGCAGCCCGCCAGGGACCCGCAGAUGCGCCUGAAGCUCUUCUCCGUCCUGUCUCGGGUGCUGCUGAGAGCAAAGGAGACCCUGGACUCCCACGGGCAGUUUCACAGCUACCUUGACACCGUGAUAAUGGACAUCUUGGUCCCCAAUCUGCAGUGGCACGCGGGGAGGACAGCCGCAGCCAUCCGCACGGCAGCUGUGUCCUGCCUUUGGGCGCUCAUCAGCAGCGAGGUCCUGUCGGCCACACAGAUACAGGACGUGCAGAGGACGCUGAUGCCCCAAGUUCUGACCACCCUGGAGGAAGAUUCUCAGACGACUCGACUGACCUCAUGCCGAAUCAUUAGCGUAUUUUUAGAAGCCUCUGGUGGUGCGAUUGAUCCAGAUAAAUUCACCAAGAUUUAUCCUGAACUGUUAAAACGCCUGGAUGACGUUUCCAAUGACGUGAGGCUAGCGGCUGCCUCUGCCUUGGUCGCCUGGCUGCAGUGUAUCAGAAAGGAUGCCGGGAAGUCUCAGUCCCAGAGUGACAUUCAGCACCUGUACAGGGAGCUGCUCGUGUACCUGGAUGACGCCGAGAGCACUGUCCAGGACGCGGUCUUGGAGGUCCUCAAAGCAGGUAGUGUCCUGUUCCCUGACCUGCUGGUGACAGAGACGGAGGCCGUCAUGCACAAGCAUCGCUCUCCCGCCUACUGUGAGCAGCUCCUGCAGCACGUACAGCCCAGGGCAUCUGCACAGUGACCGGAGCUGCAUGGCUGCAGCUGGGAUGGGCUCCGACGCAGACCUCAUGCUCACCCCCCGCCUCCUCAGUUCCCCCAGGAUUUGUAGCCUUUGAGCCUCCUAGCAGGGCACCUUCUUGUCAGCAGCCUGAGAUGCUCAGAAGACGACUGACAGCGAGAAGAAUGUAUUUCCUAAGAAAAGAGUCCAGUUUUCUCCUGGGAAGCUUUUCAAACUCAGCAGCUUAUGAAGUAACAUUCACUGAGUGGCUCUAUGUUUUUAUGUCUUUUUAUACAGUUCCUUGAGAAGUCCACCAAAGAUCUACAGCUAACUGGAAAUUAAAACUGUGAGCUGUGCAUACUGGCGGCCACAUCAGCUCUCGCGUGCUCUCCUAAGGCCACUGCUAGGUUCGUGGAUUGUCGGGUCUGUGUGGCUUAAAUGUCCACCAAGAGAGUUCCCGACCAUUUUUUUUAAAGCCAAAGGGAUUAAAAAGAAAUUCCAUUUUUUCUUUAGAUUCUGACUACUGACAUUUACUGUCUCAGUGAACAGACUAAAAGGAAUUUGAAAUCUUAAGAACUAUCAUCAGUGAAAAUUUUCCCAUUUAAAAUGUUAUGGAACUUAAAAUGUUAUGUGAUAUAUUUGGUCACAGUAUUUUUUUAGGUCAGUAAUGCUAACAGUGUUGAAAUAGAAUAUUUAAUAAGAUACAAUUUUGGUUGCUCUCUUGUAAGUAAUGGUAAAGUAAAAUUGUAUUUUAUUCUCUAGCACUUUCUACACCCAAGUGCCUAAAAGAUUUCAUUUUAAGUGCUUAUUAUUUCCAGAAGCCAAAUAUAUAUGCUAACACAAGGGGAAAAUGCUGUAUGUAUUUUCCACAAUCAGAUAUUAACAUUUAUGCUUUGGUGUUUGAAACUUAAUAAAUAUAUUUAUUAUAA
Molecule: messenger RNA, 3333 nt
Organism: Hipposideros armiger (great roundleaf bat)
Lineage: Eukaryota; Metazoa; Chordata; Mammalia; Chiroptera; Hipposideridae
Gene: DNAAF5
Product: dynein axonemal assembly factor 5
Exons: 13
Coding region: 110-2428 (772 amino acids)
Biological process (GO): inner dynein arm assembly; outer dynein arm assembly; cilium movement
Cellular component (GO): cytoplasm
Molecular function (GO): dynein intermediate chain binding
Source: RefSeq, a predicted model, not a curated record